UUCCGUCCGACCCCAUCUGUCUCGAUCGCGCUUGACACUUAGCCGUCCUUCUUCGUUUGGUUCUCUCGUCGUUGCUGCGUGCUGUUUCCGUUUUCGUUUGAUUCCCUGGGCAAUUUGGUCGCUGCGCUGUGGGCUCUUGUGGUGAACUUGAUCGUGCUCGCGCGCGUUGACUUCGGCGGGUCUUGAGUUGGGGUUGGAGUGUUGGAGCGGGGGGCGUGGCGGUUCUGCUUCUGCAUGUCAUCCGGCCUCUUGAUUUUGUGUGAAGCUUGUGCUUCAUAAUUGAAGUCAAUAAAAGGAAAGGCAAUUAGAAUCAUGCAACUGUAUCAUCACCCAUAUUCAUUGGACAGCCAAAAGGUAAGGUUGGCUUUGGAAGAGAAGGGCAUUGAUUACACAUCCUUCCAUAUGAAUCCGAUAACGGGCAAAAAUUUGAGGCCUUCCUUCUUCAGAAUGAACCCGACUGCAAAACUCCCUGUUUUCCAGAAUGGUUCGCAUGUCAUCUUUGAUACUAUUGAAAUCAUUCAGUAUAUAGAGAGAAUUGCAGUUGUCUCUGUUAAUAAUGAUAGCAUCGCCUUCAGCAGUGAUGAAGUCAUUCAAUGGAUGCAUAGAAUACAGGAGUGGAAUCCAAAGUUUUUCACAUUAUCCCACGUCCCUGAGAAGUAUCGGCAAGCAGUGUCCAAGUUUAGGAGAGUCUUGAUUGCUCGGAUGGCCGAGUCACCUGACCUGGCAAGUUCCUACCACCGCAAGCUAAAAGAGGCAUAUCACACCGAAGAGAAGCUGAGAGACCCAGAGGUUGUAAGGCGGAGCCAGGAACAUCUAAUCAGACUUCUCGAUGAAAUUGAGGACAGGUUGAGCGAGACAGCUUAUAUUGCAGGGGAAGAGUUCAGCAUGGCAGAUGUAAUGUUCAUUCCCGUGCUAGCUCGUUUAGCACUCUUGAAUUUGGAAGAUGAGUAUAUAAACAGCAGGCCAAACAUGGCCGAAUACUGGAGUUCGGUUCAGCAAAGGCCUUCCUACAAAAAAGUGAUAGGAAGAUACUUUGGCGGCUGGAGGAAGUACAAGACCCUGGCUAAGACUUGGUGCUUCAUACGGCUGAGGAACACGCUGAAGAAGUAUUAACUUCUUGACGCUGUAGGAAUAUCUCAAAACUGUAAAAUGAGGGUGGGGAAAGUUUUAGCUGUGAAUAGGUUCUGUAGUGUUUCCUCUCUUAGUUUUGAAAGAGCAGGCAGUUGAAUUUUUCAUGUACUGGACUGCUUUCUGUUCUGUAUUCCCUUUAAGGUUAAAAUAAUUAUGUAGAAAACAA
Messenger RNA from Eucalyptus grandis, 1297 nucleotides. RefSeq names its product glutathione S-transferase TCHQD. The record is from RefSeq and is a predicted model, not a curated record. NCBI's taxonomy places the organism in Eukaryota, Viridiplantae, Streptophyta, Magnoliopsida, Myrtales, Myrtaceae. Gene Ontology annotation, molecular function: glutathione transferase activity.